Messenger RNA from Prosopis cineraria, 1136 nucleotides. Its product is annotated as very-long-chain (3R)-3-hydroxyacyl-CoA dehydratase PASTICCINO 2A. Gene Ontology annotation, biological process: very long-chain fatty acid biosynthetic process; sphingolipid biosynthetic process; fatty acid elongation. Gene Ontology annotation, cellular component: endoplasmic reticulum membrane. Bases 239 to 904 code for a protein of 221 amino acids. The transcript has 9 exons. Lineage: Eukaryota; Viridiplantae; Streptophyta; Magnoliopsida; Fabales; Fabaceae. Gene Ontology annotation, molecular function: 3-hydroxyacyl-CoA dehydratase activity. The record is from RefSeq and is a predicted model, not a curated record.
UUUUUGUUACUCCGGCGUCGAAGCCAGUGGCCGUCGAGUAGUUGGGUCGUUGAGCUGCCCAACUAGACCCUUUUAAUUCAGCAACCAGAAACCAGCUUUUUUCUCCCAACAAUUAUUAAAUCAUCAAUUUUAACAUUCAUUGCCUAUUUGUAGAAUUGCUCUUCUAUCUGUCUCCCAUCCAGAUACAGAUCUCGAGUACUUGUAAUUCUACUACUGUUGUCAAUCAUCACUCUCUUCAAUGGCGGGUUUUUUCUCUGUUCUCAGGCGCCUCUAUCUAUCCGUUUAUAACUGGACCGUUUGCUUUGGAUGGGUUCAAGUUUUGUAUCUAGUUUUGAAGACAUUGAAGGAAUCAGGUCAUGAACAUGUUUACGAUGCGGCUGAAAAGCCUUUGCUUUUUGCUCAAACCGCUGCUGUGUCAGAGAUUCUUCAUGGUUUAUUAGGGCUGGUUCGUUCUCCCGUUUCAGCAACCUUGCCACAGAUAGGCUCAAGGUUGUACCUAGUUUGGGGCAUCUUAUAUAGUUUCCCUGAGACUCGAAAUCAUAUACUGGUUACUUCCCUGUUAAUCAGCUGGUCUCUCACAGAGAUAAUCCGUUAUUCUUUCUUUGGCUUGAAAGAAGCAUUUGGUUUUGCCCCUUCAUGGCUACUGUGGCUCAGAUACAGCACCUUCUUGUUGCUGUAUCCAACCGGCAUCAGUAGUGAAGUUGGUCUAAUAUACAUUGCCUUGCCAUUUAUUAAGAAUUCUGACAAGUAUUGCGUGAGGAUGCCCAACAAAUGGAACUUCUCUUUCGAUUACUUCUAUGCUGCAAUUGUUGCAUUAGGAAUCUACGUUCCAGGUAGUCCUCACAUGUAUAGAUACAUGCUUGCACAGAGGAAGAAAGCCCUCUCAAAGUCAAAAAGGGAGUAAAUCUGACAAGGUCAAGUCUUUAUUAGUCAUUGGUCAACCAUGAGAGUGCCUUUAUUUGGUUUCAAUUUCAUUUCCAUAGAAUGUAUGAUCUUCUUGAUAAUCCAUGUACUUGAUGAAAAAAAAAAAUCAACAUAGGAAAAAAGUUUAUCAAAUUAUUGUGUUUUCAGUCAUUUAGUGCGAACAACAUUUUCGACAGGAAAUUUUGGGAAAUCAUAGAAGUAGCUUUACUUCA